GCGCCUUACAUUACAAUACAAACACAGCAGAGCCACUGUACACCUCUCUCUCUCUCUCUCUCUUUGCCUAACACGUUAACAUUUCUCUUCUUACUUUAGCUAGGGUUUUUACUCCAAUCCUAAAAUCACAUUCGUUUUCUUAAUUUCCUCUUCAAUGUCUGUCCAUCCUUCUUCUCCUCCUCCUCCUCCUCCUCCUUGUGGUUUCAGGGCUUGGAAAUGGGAUUGUGGAGUGAGUGAAAGGAGGUUCCAGAGCAUUCAUAAUUUGAGAUUUUUAUACCAGAGAAAGGUGUAGAGUUAGUGAUCCUUGUUUUCAGAACUUUUUAAGGUUAUAUUUGAACUGUUUCUGUUGAAUGGAUUAGUAUAAACUUGAAGGUGGUCUAUAGAACUCUUUUAUUGAACUGUUGUGAAGAGAUUGAGGUGGGUAUUGAGAAGUUGUAUUAAUGGGGUCGUACUCACGCACUUGUGAAAUUGUUGAAGCAAGAGAAGAGGUGAUUUCAGCAAAUCAUUCUAAAAGGGUUUAUCAAUCUCAUUCUGGAUUACGUGUGGGUGGCAAUGAUGGGGAGCCAUCUGUGCUUAAACUGGGGUAUAGGGAUUCUCUUGAAGAUGAUAUCAAUCAACUUUUUGAGGCUAUCAGUCUUAAAAACUCCUCUAAGGGUCUUGGUCUCUCGAAUCAAGCAAGCACAAGCUCAAGCCCUUUAAGGAAAAAUGCCAUGAAAAGGCCAAUAACAGUAGGCGUGCCAAAUUCGCCAAGAAUUGUGAGUUCUGAGCAAGUGUCUCUGAAGCAAGCAUUAAGGGACCUCUGCAUUUCUAAAGCAUCAGAAAUGGCUGCUAUGAAACGGUCAUCAAAGCCCAUUGGCUCUCCAAGAGUCUCGGAAGCUGGAAGGAUAAAGAGUUUGUACAACUCAGUUGUAGUUGAAACUAGUAGAUCUGGGCAUUCCAUAGACGAAGGGAAACGAGCUCUGGUUGAAAUAUCUCUGGUGCCAGAAGAAACCAAAUCAAAUUCUUCUGAGAAGGUGCCUUGUCAAUCAUCAAACCAGAGUGUUUGUUCGUCUCCUCAGUCUCAUUUAUCAAAAUCUUCAAACCACAGUGCUUAUUCUUCUCCUCAAUUUGCUGUUUUAACUGCAAAAAGUGAAUUUGAUACUACAUCGAUGCAGGACGCGAUUGCUUCUGCAUCCCAAAAGGUUCAAACUCAAGCCUUAAAGUUGCCAGAUCAAAGUACUCUCUCAAAGAAACAAAGUGGUAAUGGGACCAUAUUGAUGCAAAGUGAACUUGGUUCUGCAACAAGAAAAGUUGGAAGUCAAGCAGUAAAGUCACCUUCCCAAAGUGCUCAGUCUUCUCCAAGAUUUGGAGUUCCAUUCACAAAUAUUAGUACUGGGACCACACCGGUCCAAAGCAAAGUCAUCUCUGCUUCCACAAAAGUUGGAUCUCAAGGAUCAACAACAGAAAUGGCACAGAAGGAGACAUGUAUGAAUGCAACUUCCCUGUCCCAUUCUGAUUCUGUUGACAAUAUGCCUGAUGAAGAUACAAUUAUUGCCACUUCAAAAAAGGUAGCAAGAAAAGCAUCAGCACCUAGAUCAGGUCGGAAAGGCAGGUUAUUCUAUUCUCCUUCUUCCUCAAUUAAUAUAAGCAGAGUAAGCAAGUUUACAAGAAAUGCUCCACGUUUAGCAAAACCAGGCAUAAAGAACAAGAGUUCCGUUAAGAAGAAAGUUAAUCAGGGUACAGCUUCUGCUGCCCGUAUACCCAAUGAAGGCAAUAAUAGCUUGGCACCAACCACAGGUCAGUUGGUUUGCCAUAAAUGUCAAUGUGCUUUAAGGAAUGUAAGUGAAGAAUCAAAUCAAGGUAUCUCUGCCAGUUUUACUGCUGAAGUUAGCUCAACCAAUGUAGACAGUGGUGCUAGUAAAUCAGACUUCAGUUCAAGCAAUUGUAACAGAAGCAGAUCCAUUGGGAAAGCAAAGAAGAAUUCCAAAUCAAGAGAAAAAGGGGAAUUUUCCCAAAGCUCAAAGAGUAGCCUUGGUGAAUAUAGCACUAGUACUAGCAAUAGUGAUGAGAGCAAUGCAAGCAGGCCUAGUUGUUGCAACAGACCCCACAUGUCCAAGGAUAUUAGAUGGGAAGCUAUUCGGCAUGUUAAGAUGCAGGAUAAAGUCUUAAGUUUGCGACACUUCAACAUCUUAAAGAAGCUUGGUUGUGGAGAUAUAGGAACUGUUUAUCUUGCUGAGCUAAUUGGUUCAAAUUGCCUGUUUGCUAUAAAAGUCAUGGACAAUGAAUUUCUGGCCAGAAGAAAGAAGAUGCCAAGGGCCCAAACUGAAAGGGAGAUACUGAGAAUGUUAGAUCAUCCGUUUCUUCCCACAUUGUAUGCCCAAUUUACAUCAGAUAAUUUGUCUUGUUUAGUUAUGGAGUACUGUCCAGGUGGAGAUCUGCAUGUCCUUAGGCAGAAGCAACUUGGUGGGAGUUUCUCAGAACCAGCAGCCAGGUUUUAUGUUGCUGAAGUCCUCCUUGCUCUGGAGUACUUGCACAUGCUGGGAGUUAUUUAUCGGGAUCUAAAACCGGAGAACAUCCUUGUCCGAGAAGAUGGCCACAUUAUGCUCACAGACUUUGACUUGUCACUAAGAUGCAAUGUAAGUCCAACCCUCCUGAAAUCAACUGAUGCUGAUCCUAUGAAAGCCUCCGGUCCAUGCACAGAAUCUAGCUGCAUUGAGCCUUUCUGCAUUGAGCCAUCCUGUCAAGUCCCAUGCUUCAGUCCUAGGUUCUUACCUGCUGCUGCUAAAGCAAGGAAGUUGAAAGCUGAAAUGGCUGCCCAUUUGAAAUCAUUGCCACAGCUUGUGGCUGAGCCUACUGAUGCACGUUCAAAUUCCUUUGUUGGGACCCAUGAAUACUUGGCUCCUGAAAUUAUAAAAGGAAAGGGUCAUGGAGCAGCAGUUGAUUGGUGGACAUUUGGUAUAUUUCUUUAUGAGCUUUUAUAUGGUAGAACACCAUUCAAAGGCUCUUGCAAUGAAGAAACAUUAGACAAUGUGGUGUUACAGAACCUGAGGUUCCCUGACAGCCCACUUGUUAGUUUCCAGGCUAGGGAUCUUAUUUGGGGCCUAUUGUCAAAGGAUCCUGAGAAUCGGUUGGGAACAGAGAAGGGAGCUGCUGAAAUCAAGCAACAUCCUUUCUUUGAAGGCUUAAAUUGGGCACUUAUAAGAUGUGCCAUUCCACCAGAACUACCAGAUUAUUAUGAAUUUGGAGUUCCAUAUGCGUCCUCGCAUGAAACAAGCAGCAAGUACUUGGAGUAUGAAGCUACAGGAGAGCACCUGGAGUUUGAGUUGUUCUAAACAUGACGUCUCUCUCCUUCCAUGUUGUAAUUAUAAUGAGCUUAUGAUGUAAAUUUGAUUGGGAGUAAUUGUGGUAAAGCUGUUACUGGUAGCUAGCACGGAAGUCGCAUUGGCGGCUGAGUAGUUGAGACCUGGCUUAAGGGAGGACAUGAUGGUCUGUUUGUUAAAAUACAUGACUCCUUAAGACCAGAUUUUGUAACAUCAUCGAAUCUUUGAUUUAGCAACUUCCCCACUUGUACAUGUCUUGUCCUUGAAUUUUGUUAGUUCCAGUUUUUGGGCAUGGCAGCAUAGACAGCAUUCUUUUCUCCUAGGUGUUGUCCCAAAUCAAGGAGCUUCACCAUUGCUCUUUAUGUAAUAAAAGAUUGGACACUUUCCAUUUGGCAA
This is a messenger RNA of Ricinus communis (castor bean), 3695 nucleotides long. RefSeq names its product serine/threonine-protein kinase D6PKL2. The transcript is spliced from 3 exons. Gene Ontology annotation, biological process: protein phosphorylation. Gene Ontology annotation, cellular component: plasma membrane; nucleus; cytoplasm. Gene Ontology annotation, molecular function: ATP binding; protein serine/threonine kinase activity. The record is from RefSeq and is a predicted model, not a curated record. Bases 441 to 3311 code for a protein of 956 amino acids. Lineage: Eukaryota; Viridiplantae; Streptophyta; Magnoliopsida; Malpighiales; Euphorbiaceae.